This is a messenger RNA of Salmo salar (Atlantic salmon), 3919 nucleotides long. NCBI's taxonomy places the organism in Eukaryota, Metazoa, Chordata, Actinopteri, Salmoniformes, Salmonidae. The record is from RefSeq and is a predicted model, not a curated record.
CUGAAAGCUUGAUAUCUUUUUUUUAAGGCAUUGCGGUGUUUGCAGCAAUCAUAGAAACGCUGAGAAAGUUUCUUAGUCUCUUUAUUGAACAUGGUUGUUCUGUUUAGAUUUUGGGUUCCACUUGAAGUGCAUUCAUUGUGUAUCAUGUAGAAAGCUUACAUGGCGCCCGCCGGUGUUGUGUCGCUGUUUGAAACGAUGCAAAAAUGUAUGCGCACACUUCUCUGUGACUUUGUGACCAGUGAUCGCUAAAUUGAUCUGUCCUGUCCUUCAACAUAUCUUACAAAGGUCUCAAACAGCUGUUGAUCGAUAAAAUGUAUAUAUGUGAAAUAUCGCAAAAAAAAAAUCGAGAGAAAUGUUUUCUGUAGUGAGAGCCUGGAGCAAUCAUUGUUAUGUAGGCUGCAGUAGCAAAUUCUGUGUGAAGGCAAGAGCCCUGAAAAGUUCAGAUGAGAUGGAUGGGCUAUAGGUACAUUUCAAGCAGUCUCACAAGUGGUGAGGUUUGGUUGGAAUCAUACUUCACAAUCCAUCCUCAAGAAAAUGUCUGAGAAGACCCUAAUCACACCCACCUCCCUCACAGCCAUUCAUUCAACAACACACAAGGACACCAUCCUCUGCAAAUUUGACAAGCUUAGGAAACGAGAGCUUCUGUGUGACAUUACCCUUAUCGUAGAAGAUGUGCACUUCAAAGCACAUAAGGCCCUGUUAGCCGCCAGCAGUGACUACUUCUCCCUCAUGUUCACUGCUGAGGAGCAGAUCAGCCAGUCUACCUACAGGCUGGACGGCAUGGCGGCGGAGACCUUUGGAGCUGUACUAGAGUUCAUCUACAGUGCCCAGGUAUCUGUGGAGGAGAGUGUUACCGAGCAGCUACUAGACCUGGCCAGACUCCUAGAGGUUAGUGACCUUGUGAAAGCCCACAUUACCUAUCCAGGUGUAGAGGGGAGGGGCCUUAGUAACAUCACCUGUCCUGGUUUCGAGGUGAGACCGGAAGUGAACACAGACAGCGGAGAAGGUAAAGGACUGGGAGAAGGGACAUCGUCAGCGAUUCAGCCGAAACGGAAAAGGGGUCGUCCCAGGAAGAAUGAAGUGGACAUGUCUGUGAAGACGUUGGAAGAGUCCAAUAAACAGGAAGUAAGAAGUGAUAUCAUCAAUAUCCCGGAUGCAGCCAAUGAAAAGCAGCAGGUUACAGUUGAUGUCACAGUAGACUGUGUAGACCCUGAAGAAUGUCUGGUUGAGUCACAUGAUAAACUGGAUUCUCCAAUAAGAGACUCUGAUGAUGCAGACUAUGAUCCCAGAUCAGCCCGUACUAGGCGGCAGAGUAAGAGGAAGAUCAGACCGCCGGUGAAAUUUAAGGGCUACAGGGUGGGGGACCGGGACGACACUACGUCUGAAUGCAGAGAACCAGGGAAGAGGGGCAGGAAGAGAAAAUACCCCAACACAGAGGCACGGUGUGAAGACUGUGGGAAAGUGUUCAAAAACCACCUGUUCUUAAAGAUACACCAAAGGACUCAUACAGGUGAAAAGCCUUUCAAGUGUUUUGCGUGCGGGAAGAGUUUCACACAGAAGCACACCCUCCUGGUUCACCAGCGGAUGCACACUGGCGAGAAACCCUUCGUCUGUACCGUCUGCUCUAAAGCCCUGUCCACCAAACACUCACUAGUGGAUCACAUGAACUUACACACAGAGGAGAAAACAUUCAGCUGUGACAAAUGUGAAAAGACGUUCAGCCAGAAGAGACAACUAAAGAGCCAUUACAGGGUCCAUACGGGUAAAUCUUUACCAGAAUGUGCACACUGUCAACGUAGGUUCAUGGAUGCAGCUCAACUGAAGAAGCACAUGAGAACUCACACAGGUGAGAAGCCUUUCACUUGUGAGAUCUGUGGGAAGUGUUUUACAGCCAAGAGCACACUACAGACGCACAUCAGGAUUCACAGAGGAGAGAAGCCAUAUGUCUGUAGCGUCUGCAACAAGUCAUUCUCCGACGCCAGUGCCAGGCGACGUCACGUAGCCUCCCAUACCGGAAAGAAGCCCUUCACCUGCUCCUUCUGCAACCUCUCCUUCGCUCGCCUGGACAACUUGAAGACCCACACCAAAACCCACAACAAGGAGAGCGUAGUCACCAUCACCACCGAGGAGGCUCAGAGCGGGGCUGGGGUGGUGGAAGAGGAGGCUGGGGUCACCACAGGGGAAACGGAGGAGGUACGCAGCAUCCUACAGCUCCAGCAGUACCAGCUACCUGGUCACCCAGAGCAGGAGAUACAGCUGGUUGUGACUGGAGAUGUGGAUAAUCUCAACAACCUCAACUUCGUGCCCAGUCACUGUGGACAUGACCAGGGCAUCAGCAUUAUUACAACAGAGGGUGGGGUCUCUGAGGCGGCAGACCAGGCCCACUCCAGACUGACCCUCCUCACCCAGCCGUCAGGACACAUGCAAAACGUGGCCUUGGUCACGCAGGGCAGCGUGGAGCAUCACAACCAGCAGAUCCAGACUAUCAGCGUGCUGCAGGACGGACACAUGACCAACGGGGUUGGGGUCGCAGGGCAGCCGGAACAGAUGCAUGUCAUCACUCUAUCCAAGGAAGACAUGGAGCACCUUCAGGCCCACCACGGGCCACCCCAGCCCCUGCACAUAGCACCCAGGCCUGGCUCCCUCCCUGGCUCUGUACAGCAGCUCCACGUCAUGCACCAGCAGCACCAGCACCAGACCCUCUCUCAGCUGGCUGUCACCCAGGACCAGAGCACCAUACUGGGGCAGAUGAGCAGAGAGCAGCAGGGUCAGGCCCAGGCUAUCCACAUCAACAGCCAGAGCAGCCAGCCCAUCUCAAUCAGUCAGACCAGUGAACAGAUCCCAAGCCACCAUAUCCAGGGCCAGACCUUCCAGAUACAGGCUGGUACUGUCUCCUACCUCUACACUACCAGCCUAGCUCCGCCAUAGACUGUAUAGGCCCGGCACAACUGACUGAAGGACUGGAGAACCAAUCUGCCCUAACAGAACUGACUGAAUGGGCGGGAACUGUCUCCUAGCUCUACACCACCAGUCUAGCCCAGCCAUAGCCCUGAUACGGCGUCAACAGCCAUGUAUCAGGACCAGCCCAGCCAUAGACUGUAUGGGCACAGCAGAACUGACUGAAGAACCAGUCUGGCCCAACACAGUUGACUUUGCCUUAGUUCACACUCAGGUUGGACAAUGGAUGUAAAAUGCAUUUGUCACAAUGGUUGUAAAUUGAAUUUAGUUAUCCAGUAAUGCCAGGAUAUUGAAAUGACACGGAGGUAGAGAAAAUGUGAUUCCAACUAGGUUAUUCUGUGUGACACCGACAUCUUCUGGCUGAUGUGAUGUAAAAGCUCUGAGCCAAUAGCUAUUAUUUCAGGCUACAAUAAAAGGGCUAUUUAGAAGCAGAUAAAAGGUAUUAUUUGCAUGUCAAGUCACAAUGUAAAAAUGUUUUUUUUUUUUAUAUAUGCAUAUUUAUAUUGUGAGGUGAAACAAAUGCAUUGUUUUUAUUAUGAAGGUAAAAUACUACCAUUUGUGGUGCUGCAAUAGCAAGGCGAGAGUGGAAAAGUAUUGAUGCCAGGGAUAUUGUUGGUGUCUGCGUGCUACUGAAGUGCCGUGGCCCUGUGUGCUCUUUCAUUAGUUUUGUUUUCGUUCAUUUAUUUCUGGUACCCUCCUACCUGAGAGGAAUGAGGCCUGUGUGGUGUUGCACUGUUAAAACUGCAAACCCACAUGCUGUAAGUCCUCUCUGCUCCACCUAAGUGUUUUAAUGGGCCGAUGUGGGUAAUAACCAUUGUACAUGCAUUCUCUCCUCUUUACUGCUUUAAGCCUUUUUAUGCUAUUGUUUACCACUUCAGUGUCCUUAAAUCUGUAGUUUGAAGCAUAUAAAACAUUUUGUUUCACUAUAUUAAAUAUUCAACAAGAAACAUAUCACACAAUA